Ictalurus punctatus (channel catfish) is the source of this 3255-nucleotide messenger RNA. Its product is annotated as periplakin. NCBI's taxonomy places the organism in Eukaryota, Metazoa, Chordata, Actinopteri, Siluriformes, Ictaluridae. The transcript has 18 exons. The record is from RefSeq and is a predicted model, not a curated record. Bases 645 to 2519 code for a protein of 624 amino acids.
CGUUUGGGAGGCACAGAGGAGCUCCAGUCCCUCUCCCUGCACACAUGGAGGGGUACAAACAGACUGCUGCUUUUCUCGGUGUUAUAUUAUUUUUGACUGAAUAUUAGCGAAAUGAAGCAGUGUAAAGUUCGGUUGCUAGGCAACGCCGUUAUUUUUUUAAUUAUUUUUUUUGUUACACUUAUGACUUCUAAACGUGACGUUUGCGGCUUAUACUGACGGCGAGAAAACUGCGUUCAAAAGACUUUUAUUUCUAAUUUACAGGGGGUUAUUUCUUUAUUAUCGUUUCCCCCUCCAUAGUGCAUGUCCUUUAAGAGUUGUUGGCGGUGAAUAUGAAAGCAGAGGAGGAAAUGGUGUAUAAGUGCAUCAACAACAGAAGAAGAAGACAGGUUCAAGUAUGAGCAGUGUAUCAUUACAUUGUAGUUACAUUGAGAGCUAAAGUGACGUGAGGUAGGGAAAGCCAGCAUCCAUUAACCAUUCAGACUUGUUCAUGUGUUUCCAAAACCACAAAGAAGUGAAUCUGCACACUGCUGUACUAAAUAUUAAACUUGUCGUUGCAGUGAAUGAAUAUUUAUUUCAUAGUGAACUGGAUGGCUCUCUGCUGAUUUGUUCUGUUCUGCACCGCCUGUCUCCUUUAGGUGUUCGAGAUGGAGACGCGAUUGCAGCAGGAGGGUCUGUGUUUGGAGUUCUCCUCCGACUUGGAGCGAUUGGACCGUCUGUGGCGUCUCUUUGUUGAGAAGGAGAACAGUGUGAGGAUGCUCACUCGGGAACUCGAGGAACUGCGAGCUAAACACGCUGCUGAAAUCGACACGGUUCAGCUGUACAUCCAGAACAUCCGGAGUCUCUCGAAGACACGGGACUCGAUGGCGCUGGAGCUCGAGCGGGAAAACGAAACUCUCCGCUCUGACCUGAUGGAGCUCAAUCUGCAGCAAGAGGCUCAGAAGAGUGAGAUAGCGGAGAUGUUGGUGCACGAGGGCUUGGACGAGGUCAUGACCAACAGCCUGAGCGAGCAGGUGGCUUACCUCCUCGCAGACCGAGCUGCUCUCAUGGAGAAGAUUCAAACCCUGGAAGAUGGGGACUCGAAGACCCUAAACGUAAAGUGCACUCAGAAGCGAAGAACUCCUGAUGACAAUGUAGAAAAGGUGGCACCAUUGCGAGGUCAGAGCCCUUGGAAGAGGUUGCUUGGUUUCAGAAAGGCUGCACAGGCCAAGCAGGAUGAUGACCAAGACAACGAGGACAAAACGUCUAAAGACAGAAUGUGGAGUUUACUGGAGAGGGAUCUGGAUGAGGCCUCCACCAGGCUGAACCUGGCUCACAAGGAGAUCCGCCGCCUCACUGACGAGCUUGAGUCGGCUCACCUGACCAAGAGUACCUACGAGUCAGAGCUCCAUGGAGCACAGGUAGAUGCUGAGCAGCUUCGGCACGAGGUGGAGAAGCUGAAACGCUGUGAUUUGGCCGAGGUUCAGGCGGUUAAAGAGAUGAAUGAGGUCCUGGAUGCGGAGAUCCGUCAUCUGAGGGACAGCGUUCACACCAUGAGUGCAGAAUGCGCACAACUCCUAGAGCUGAUUGACAGAAACUUCAAGGAGUUGGACAGUGAGGAUGAGGACUUUAUCCAUGCUUUGACCCGGAAACUGACACUGACCUGUCGCACUCGCUCUCUGCCCAAAGGCAAGAACCAGAAACAAAAGGACACCCAUAAAAGGUACCCGGAGGAACAGGAGGAAGGGCUGAGCAGCCUGCAGGAUCUAAAUCGGGCGAUCGUGAAGCUCCAGGCCGAGCUUGAGCAGGAGACAGCACUGAGAAAAAAGGUUGAGGAGGAGUGCGUUGAUGAGAGGAGGAGGAGGAGGAGGAGGAAAGAAGCAGAACAGCUGAGUCUGGAGCUCCAGGACAAAAACCACAAUGACACAGUGCAGCAUCUUCAGCAAAUGGACGUCCUCAAGACCAUGCUCCCGGUGCAGGAGAACCUGAAGCUCAGACAAGACAUUGAGAAGCUGGAGGAGUUUUGUGUAAAACUCCAGACUGAGCUUGAGCAGGUCCACUGUAACCUUCACUCUCACACCAGAAAAUAUGAUGAGAUGAAGGUGCGUCACAGAGAAAAACUUGCAGAAGUUAAACAGGUGUAUCUCCGAGAGAUGAUGUGGCGCGAUCAGAAGAUCAAGGAGCAGGAGCGAGAGAUGGACUUCCUCACAAAGCGACUUAAGAAGGAGAACGACAUGGUGAAAAUGGUAAUGGGUGAGAACGAAGCUCUGCUUCUCACAAAGAAAACGCUGCUGUGUCAGCUCAAUGAAGCAGAACAGAACAGAAAAAACGCAGCAGCCAAAAUUUCUGCUCUGCAGCUAAGGGUCGACUUCCUUGAGAAGGACAGCAUGCAGCAGUGGGAGAUAAACAUGGAGAAGUCCACGCAGAUUGCCAAGCUCGAGAGACGGCUGCGGGACGUGGACUCUCUAAAAAGCAAUUGGCACCCGAAGAAACAUCACGGGAAUCACAUCGUCGAGGGCACGAAGGAAACAAACUUCAAGUAAAACAGAUCACUGCACAGGUGAGACCUGAUCCAGUGCCUAUUGCUGGAGAAGUGUUAGUGUUAGGAUAACGCUCAUAAGAAGAGUUCAAUCUGGUUCUGCAGCAAGAACUAUCGCAACAAGACAAGCUGCAUUUUUUUCUUUUUUAAACAUCUUAUUAGCAUCUUGUUAAGGUGUUCAUUAAUAAAUAAAUAAAUAAAUAAAUAAAUUGAUACACAAUGGAACUGCUUUGGUAUAAGAGGAAUAAAAUGAUUGCUGCUAUAGGAACAUGAGCCACUUGUUGAUUUAUUUUCCUAAACCCUAUAUUUGCCGAGAAUCGUUCUCCGUAGUCUUUGUCCACAGCGAAAGGUCCAUCAUCCAGAAGAUAAAAGACGGACGUGCGGAGAAACUCGGACUCCCUGCCUGUCCGAGUCAGAGCGGCGGUUCAGAGAUGGGCUACAUGAACAUCUUUACGCACAACCUACGGUGACGUACGCCACAAGGCCUCAAAGUGCUGCAAAAACUGUCUUUGGAUGCCCCUACUGUUUCCUCGUCCAACUCGCUCUAAAACUCCACGCAGAGAUAGGGAGAGAGAGCGAUACUGCGAACAAAAAUGACUAAAACGACAACUCGUUCAGCGCGAGGUGUUGUGUUAUUAACGCAGUCUAACACGUAUUUCCCAGAAACCAAGGAAUGAUGAAGUGAAAAAACGGACGCGCUGAUCUGAAGAGGAUGAAGGGGGAGGGGGGAAACGGACUGG